This is a messenger RNA of Pseudomassariella vexata, 1381 nucleotides long. RefSeq names its product survival protein sure-like phosphatase/nucleotidase. NCBI's taxonomy places the organism in Eukaryota, Fungi, Ascomycota, Sordariomycetes, Amphisphaeriales, Pseudomassariaceae. Gene Ontology annotation, cellular component: P-body. Gene Ontology annotation, molecular function: hydrolase activity. The record is from RefSeq and is a predicted model, not a curated record. The transcript has 2 exons. Bases 207 to 1202 code for a protein of 331 amino acids.
AAUCCCACAAGGCGGCUCCACUUCUCAUCGGUCACCUUUCGGCGCCCAACGCAUGAAAAUACUCGACGUCCUGUCCGUCUCUCAAAGUACUUUGACACAAUAGACCAAACUUUCAUUCCGGGUGUACGCUUAACAACUACACAACGCCUCCCCUCACGACCCAAUCCUCUACCAAAAGUAUACCUACACAAAACCAUCCCGCCAAGAUGCAUAUCCUCGUAACCAACGACGAUGGGCCUCCCUCGCCCACGUCCUCUCCGUACGUUCACAGCCUGGUUCGCGCCCUCCAAUCCGCGGGCCACACCGUCUCCGUCUGCCUCCCGCACAUGCAACGGUCCUGGAUCGGCAAAGCUCACAUGAUCGGCGAAACGGUCAAGCCUUCUUACUACCGUCCAUCCGCCACCUUCGACCCCUCACCGACGGCCCCCUCUCCGCAAGGCAGCACACACGCCCGACCAGCCCGCUCCGACGACGGGCCCGUGGAGGAAUGGAUCCUCGUCGACGGCACGCCAGCCAGCGCGGCGCAGAUCGGGCUCUCGCACUUCUUCGAGGACCGGGGGCCCAUCGACCUUGUGGUCUCAGGCCCCAACUACGGACGCAACACGACGGCCGUCUUUGCGCUGUCGAGCGGGACGCUAGGUGGGGCCCUCGAGGCGGCGGUUUGUAGGCGGAAAGCCAUCGCGCUGAGCUAUGCUUUCUUCAGCCGAAACCACGACGCCGAGAUCAUCGAGGGGGCGAGUCGGCAUAGUGUGAAGGUGAUUGAGAAGCUGUACGCACAAUGGCCGACCGACAGGAGCGUAGAUUUGUAUAGUGUCAACGUACCGCUGAUUGAGGGCGUGGACAGGAAGAAGACAGUGUGGGCGGGGAUGUUGCAGAAUUACUGGAGCGAGGGCGGCUCGUGUUUUGAGGAGGUGGAAGGGAGUGUUGCUGGGGAGGAUGAAGAGGAGAGUAGGAUACGGGAGGGGGAGGGAGAGUCUGAGGUCCAGGGGAACGGGGAGAAGGUGGUUCAGAAUGGGAGUCGGUUCACGCAUCGGCAUUUCAAAUGGGCUCCCAGAUUUACGGAUGUGUAUAAGAGUGUGGAAGAUGCUCCGCCAGGGAACGACGGCUGGGCGGUUAAGGAGGGCUUCACCAGCGUCACCCCGCUGAAAGCGAAUUUCUGGCAUACUGCAACGCAAUUGCAUGGCGAGGAGUUAAAACUGUGAGUGCUAUUAUUGCAUUUGACUUUGAGUCGUCAACCGAUUUUGGCUACCGACGCUAUCAUGAUGAUACCAGAGGCGGACGCCGGGGCUUAGGUCAUUUAGAGAAAAACACGGCAUCUAGAUUUAUAGACCUAGACAAUCCAUGUCAGAACCCCGUUUUUGGGGUGUCGAAUGUUCUCCAC